GUUGCUGGACCAUUAUAGCCACAUUGAGGUCAAAUUUUUCAAAUGCUAAAAGAAAAUGUCUAGUUUUUCAAGAUCAGCCCAGCAAUGGGCAACCUUUGCCAGAUCGUGGUUUCUGAUUGAUGCUCGGAUGCAGCCUCCAGGAAAGAUCGCCUCUAUGUGUGCAGUGCGGCUUCAGGGCAAACAUAAACCCAUUUACCAUCCACUGAGUGAUAUUGGAGAUCAUGUGGUGGUUAUGAACACCAAACACAUCGCCUUCUCUGGAAAUAAAUGGGAGCAGAAAGUGUAUUCGUCUCACACUGGCCACCCUGGAUCAUUCAAACAAGUCACCGCAGCCCAAUUACACAGAAAGGAUUCAACAGCUAUCAUUAAACUAGCUGUUUACGGGAUGCUUCCCAGAAACCUCACCAGAAGGACCAUGAUGCAACGGCUUCACCUCUUCCCAGAUGAUAUCCUUCCUGAGGAUAUUUUGAAGAACCUCACCGAGGAGCUUCCUCAGCCCAGAGAGAUUCCUCGUAAACUCAGUGAAUACACACAGGAGGAGCGGGACGCUUUCCCCAGGCUCUGGACUCCGCCUGAAGACUACAGGAUGAAAUGACCAUCGCCAUGCUGCCAGGCCUGGAGUUCAAGAACACAUGUAGAUGCUUUUAUAUAUCGUUAAUGUGAAAUAAAUUAUCUCUCAAAUUCUAAACAAAA
This is a messenger RNA of Danio rerio (zebrafish), 693 nucleotides long. It is a transcript of the gene mrpl13, whose product is annotated as mitochondrial ribosomal protein L13. The record is from RefSeq and is marked provisional. Gene Ontology annotation, cellular component: ribosome; mitochondrion. Lineage: Eukaryota; Metazoa; Chordata; Actinopteri; Cypriniformes; Danionidae. Gene Ontology annotation, biological process: translation. Gene Ontology annotation, molecular function: structural constituent of ribosome.